This is a messenger RNA of Ictalurus punctatus (channel catfish), 3418 nucleotides long. RefSeq names its product solute carrier family 35 member E3 (gene slc35e3). Gene Ontology annotation, cellular component: Golgi apparatus. NCBI's taxonomy places the organism in Eukaryota, Metazoa, Chordata, Actinopteri, Siluriformes, Ictaluridae. The transcript has 5 exons. Gene Ontology annotation, molecular function: nucleotide-sugar transmembrane transporter activity; antiporter activity. The coding region runs from base 185 to 1126 and encodes 313 amino acids. The record is from RefSeq and is a predicted model, not a curated record.
AGUGACGUCAGAGGCGUGCGUCCAGGCGGAGCAGGAGAAGCAGGGUGAGAAAUGUUUGGGCAGUCAGUGUGCUGUACUCUGCGAUGACAUGCGUGUUGUUUUACCUCACGGUCUCCUCGGUGGGUUCCAGAAGUUUGUUGUCUCCUCUUUUAGCUUGUUGAGUGGAAAGUGAAAGACUUUCGGCAUGCCUCCUAGGCUGGGGAAGCUCUUCUCCAACAGCCGGAUUGUGGUGGGACUUCUGGUCAACCUGCUCUCAUCCAUCUGCAUCGUCUUCAUGAAUAAAUGGAUCUACGUGCACUACGGCUUCCCCAACAUGACCCUGACCCUGGUGCACUUUGUGGUCACGUGGCUCGGGCUCUUCGUGUGCCAGAAGAUGGACAUUUUCUCCCCAAAGAGGCUGCGAGCUUCCAGCAUCCUGCUCCUCGCGCUGAGCUUCUGCGGCUUCGUGGCUUUCACCAACCUGUCUCUGCAGAACAACACCAUCGGGACGUACCAGCUGGCCAAAGCCAUGACCACCCCGGUCAUCAUCCUCAUCCAGACCACCUUCUACAGGAAGACCUUCUCCACCAAGAUCAAGCUCACUCUGGUACCGAUCACGUUAGGGGUCAUGCUGAACUCCUACUACGAUGUGAAGUUUAACUUGUUGGGGAUCGUCUUCGCCACGCUGGGGGUCCUGGUCACGUCUCUGUACCAAGUGUGGGUCGGAGCGAAGCAGCACGAGCUGCAGGUGAACUCUAUGCAGUUGCUGUACUACCAGGCGCCCAUGUCCUCCGCUUUCCUCCUCACACUCAUCCCCUUCUUCGAGCCCCUCACCGGAGAGGGGGGCAUCUUCGGCCCCUGGUCUCUGCAGGCCCUGGCGAUGGUGUUUCUGUCUGGUCUCAUCGCCUUCCUGGUGAACUUGUCCAUCUACUGGAUCAUCGGGAACACGUCUCCUGUCACCUACAACAUGUUCGGUCACUUUAAGUUCUGCAUCACGCUGCUGGGGGGCUACAUGCUGUUCCACGACCCGCUGUCCCUGCACCAGGGCCUGGGCAUCGCCUGCACGCUCAGCGGCAUCCUCACCUACACACACUUCAAACUCGGCGAACAGGAGGAGGGCAAGAGCCGCCUCGCUCAGAGACCCUGACCACGCCCCCUGACCAUGCCUCGCUCAGAGACCCUGACCACACCCCCUGACCACGCCUCGCUCAGAGACCCUGACCACGUCCCCUGACCACGCCUCGCUCAGAGACCCUGACCACGCCUCGCUCAGAGACCUUGACCACACCCCCUGACCACGCCUCGCUCAGAGACCCUGACCACACCCCCUGACCGCGCCUCGCUCAGGGACCCUGACCACGCCCCCUGACCGCGCCUCGCUCAGAGACCCUGACCACGCCCCCUGACCACGCCUCGCUCAGAGACCCUGACCACACCCCCUGACCACGCCUCGCUCAGAGACCCUGACCACGCCCCCUGACCACGCCUCGCUCAGAGACCCUGACCGCGCCUCACUGCUGGACACUCGGUUUACAUCCCGGACCACAUUUCAUACACGGACACUUCCCUACACUACAUACACACAUUCUCAAUCACACACACACACACACACACACACACACACACACACACACACACACACACACAUCGCUCUCAUUUCAGAUGGAACUAUUUUUGCAUCAUGCAGUGUUUUAUUCAGAGUUUAAAUAAAGUACUGAAAAUGUGACGCUGCUCGUGGUACAGUUCUUAAUCCCAGUGUGCACCCGAGCUUCAUCAACAAACACACACACACACACACACAAACACACACACACACACACACACACACACACACACACACACACACACACACUGUGUGUGAGCUCGAGAAUGUUCUCCUCCCAUUAGCUUUAGCGUUCACGCUGCGUUUACACUCUCACUGAUUUCUCAAUACAUCUGUUUUUCUCUCGUUCUUUCAUUCUCUCGUUCUUUCAUUCUCUCGUUCUUUCAUUCACUCGUUCUUUCAUUCUCUCGUUCUUUCAUUCUCUCGUUUUUUCAUGUUUCUUUAAUGUAUUUUUUGUUUCUGUCCUAGUUUCUUACUUUCUUUUGUCGUUCUUUGUUUGUCUUAAUCUCUCUCUCUCUCUCUCUCUCUCUCUCUCUCCUUUCGUUCCUUUGUUUCUUCAUAUCUUUCUUUUUUCUUUCUUUUGCGCUUCUUUUCUUUCUCUCUUCCCGUCUGUUUCUCCUGUCUUUCUUUCUCUUGUGUUUCUUCUUUUUCUUUGGUUCUCCCGCGGUUGCAGUCUUUCUCCGGUCUCUGCGUCUCCGCCGUUAGAUCCCGUAGCGAGGGUUAAAAUGGAGGUUGAAUUCGUCCGUCUCUAAACGAAGGCCGAGUUGCGAUCACACGCUUCUCUUCUUCUUCUCUUCUCAUUUUUCAUGGAUUCAUUAACAGAUGAAAGGCUGCACACACACACACACACACACACACACUCUCUCUCUCCGCUGUUCAGUAGAGCAUUUUCAGCAGUCCUGAUGGGUGUGUAGUAGUGUCGAGACACAGGUCUGUUUCCUCAGACUGAGGGAGUUCGGCGUGUCUCCAGUCCCUCGGGUCCGUCUCAGGAAUUUUGCCAAGUCGCUUGUGAACUUCAUCCCGGUUGAACUUCAUCCUCCUGCCGCUUCAUCUCCGGCCUCUGUCCCUGCAGUCCAAUCAGUUCUCUCUCUGUCCCAAAGUCCUUCAGCACAACUCCUUUAAUCUCAGUAAUGUGUGUGAGGAAUGCAGAGAGAUUACAAAGCAGGAAGACGGUCAGUAUUUCCCAGUGUCACACACACAUUAAUGCGUACACGCUCGCUGGGGCAGGUGUGUCUCAGUGAUGAACCCUUUCAUGCUCAGCGUACACACCGUGGGGACUCGGUUUCAGGAUGUUUUUAAGAGAAUAUAAAAUAUCGAUCACUCAGCACCGGUACUAUAAAUCAAUAAAUAACUCAAUCAGUAAAUCUUGAUUUCUGUUGUGCUUUAUCUUUACAAAUAUUUACAGAUAUAUAUAUAUAUAUAUAUAUAUAUAUUAUCUGAAUUCAGUCUAAAACUGCGUUCAUUUGUGUACGCUUCAAUGAUGUCACUAUACUUCAUUUAAAAAGGAUAUUUUCUAUAAUUCUGGUCAUCACUAUGAAACAUUUUAGAUCUGAAUGUCGACGAUUUUUGUUCGUGAACACAUCUUUGUAUUAUUUACAGGGUUGUUGUUUUUUUUUUGUUUUGUUUUAAACUCGUGGUGUUCCUGUACAAAUUGGCAACCCACUGACUUUGUAAUAAAAGUGAUACUUACCAAAAAAAAAAAAAAAGUCAUAUGAUUAUAAAUAAAAUAAAAUAAAACCAUCUAAAGAAUCUGGAUGUAUUAUAAUCAUUUAUGUAUAUAGGAGGAAAUCUCAGCAGAGACCGAGCGCUAAUAAAAACAUGAAGCAUGCCUGAUGA